AUGGUUGAGGAUUACAUACACCAUUCAAUGCCAGUCGUACUUGCUGAGCAGGCAGCUCUUCGUCAAAUUGAAUCUAUAAUUAAUCAGAGUGGUAAAACCUUAGCUGAUUAUAAUUUGCCAGCUUUAGAUCAGUUUUUAGAUAAUGUCCCAGAAAAUGAUGAUGAAGAUGUUCAGGUGUUUAUUGAUGAAGCAAACCGAGUUAGACCAUUAUUGAAUGAUAAUCAACGUAAUGUAGCUGAUGCGAUCCUUGCUGCACUAAGUGUGGAACCUACUAAUGAAAAUAAGCAUUCAAGGUUGUUUUUUAUGGAUGGGCCUGCCGGUUGUGGUAAAACAUUUACUUACAACUAUUUAAUUUCUGAAACACAGAGCAGGCAUAUUAGAACUGCAACAGCUGCAUGGACAGGAAUAGCUGCAACUCUUCUCAAAAAUGGGUGCACAAUGCAUGGCUUAUUCAAACUUCCUGUUCCAAUUUUGGAAACUAGCACAUGUAAUGUAACUCCAAACUUUAUUCAUGGUAGAUUCCUGAGACAAAUCAGUUUGUAUUUACUUGAUGAAGCAUCUAUGAUACCCAAAUAUGCUUUGAGUGCCAUUGAUAAGCUAUUACAAGAUAUUUGUAAUAACAACUUUCCUUUUGGUGGUAAGGUUAUUCUUAUGGGUGGAGACUUCAGACAAAUACUUCCAGUUGUGAAGCGAGGUCGACCAGCAGAAGUUAUAGAAUCAUGUUUAAAAUGUUCUGAGCAUUGGCAAUAUGUACAAAGGUUCUCAUUAACUGUAAACAUGAGGGUUCAGAUAGAAGAAGAGGAAUUUUCUCAAUGGCUUUUAAAGCUUGGAAGUGGAACAUUACCUGUCAAGCCUGAAGAUCCUUUGCGAGGGUGUAUUGAAAUACCUGAGCAGUGCUUUCUCAGUGAUAAUGAAUCUAUUGUGGAGAAGAUUUUCGGUGGUGCAGAAGAAGCUGAUUAUGCAAAACGUGCUAUUUUAACGCCAACAAAUGUUGAUUCAUUGGCAAUAAAUGAAGAAGUCCUUCAUCGCUUACCCGGUGAUGUGAAAACAUAUUUAAGUUCAGAUAGCAUUGAUACUGAUGAUCUUAAUGAAAUUAAUAACUUUCCAGUCGAGUUUUUAAAUAGUUUGACUCCAUCAGAUCUCAAAGGUGGACUUUGUAAUGGAACCCGUUUGAUGGUGCGUGCAUUACACAACAAUUAUAUUGAUGGUGAGGUUUUAACAGGUGUAUCAGCUGGUAACAGGGUAUUUGUUCCUCGAGUUCAAUUAGCUCCAUCAGAUGCAAAUUUACCUUUUACACUUAAACGCCGUCAGUUUCCAGUUAGGUUAGCAUACUCAAUGACCAUAAAUAAAAGUCAAGGUCAAACAUUUGAAAAAGUUGUUGAUAAACAUCCAUUACAAGGUACGUCAUUUAACAAACAUUACACAAAUAAUGUUGUCUUUACAAAUGUUCUUAAUUUAUAA
Messenger RNA from Hydra vulgaris (swiftwater hydra), 1461 nucleotides. The record is from RefSeq and is a predicted model, not a curated record. Lineage: Eukaryota; Metazoa; Cnidaria; Hydrozoa; Anthoathecata; Hydridae.